GGGGAAGUGGGGAAGGUGGAGGGAAGGCCGGGCACAGGGGUGAAGGCCCAGAGACCAGCAGAACGGCAUCCCAGCCACGACAGCCACUUUGCUCUGUCUGCUCUCCGCCACGGCCCUGCUCUGUUCCCUGGGACACCCCCGCCCCCACCUCCUCAGGCUGCCUGAUCUGCCCAGCUUUCCAGCUUUCCUCUGGAUUCUGGCCUCUGGUCAUCCCUCCCCAUCCUCUCUCCAAGGCCCUCUCCUGGUCUCCCUUCUUCUAGAACCCCUUCCUCCACCUCCCUCUCUGCAGAACUUCUCCUUUACCCCCCACCCCCCACCACUGCCCCCUUUCCUUUUCUGACCUCCUUUUGGAGGGCUCAGCGCUGCCCAGACCAUAGGAGAGAUGUGGGAGGCUCAGUUCCUGGGCUUGCUGUUUCUGCAGCCGCUUUGGGUGGCUCCAGUGAAGCCUCUCCAGCCAGGGGCUGAGGUCCCGGUGGUGUGGGCCCAGGAGGGGGCUCCUGCCCAGCUCCCCUGCAGCCCCACAAUCCCCCUCCAGGAUCUCAGCCUUCUGCGAAGAGCAGGGGUCACUUGGCAGCAUCAGCCAGACAGUGGCCCGCCCGCUCCCGCCCCCGGCCAUCCCCUGGCCCCCGGCCCUCACCCGGCGGCGCCCUCCUCCUGGGGGCCCAGGCCCCGCCGCUACACGGUGCUGAGCGUGGGUCCCGGAGGCCUGCGCAGCGGGAGGCUGCCCCUGCAGCCCCGCGUCCAGCUGGAUGAGCGCGGCCGGCAGCGCGGGGACUUCUCGCUAUGGCUGCGCCCAGCCCGGCGCGCGGACGCCGGCGAGUACCGCGCCGCGGUGCACCUCAGGGACCGCGCCCUCUCCUGCCGCCUCCGUCUGCGCCUGGGCCAGGCCUCGAUGACUGCCAGCCCCCCAGGGUCUCUCAGAACCUCCGACUGGGUCAUUUUGAACUGCUCCUUCAGCCGCCCUGACCGCCCAGCCUCUGUGCAUUGGUUCCGGAACCGGGGCCAGGGCCGAGUCCCUGUCCGGGAGUCCCCCCAUCACCACUUAGCGGAAAGCUUCCUCUUCCUGCCCCAAGUCAGCCCCAUGGACUCUGGGCCCUGGGGCUGCAUCCUCACCUACAGAGAUGGCUUCAACGUCUCCAUCAUGUAUAACCUCACUGUUCUGGGUCUGGAGCCCCCUACUCCCUUGACAGUGUACGCUGGAGCAGGUUCCAGGGUGGAGCUGCCCUGCCGCCUGCCUGCUGGUGUGGGGACCCGAUCUUUCCUCACUGCCAAGUGGACUCCUCCUGGGGGAGGCCCUGACCUCCUGGUGACUGGAGACAAUGGCGACUUUACCCUUCGACUAGAGGAUGUGAGCCAGGGCCAGGCUGGGACCUACACCUGCCAUAUCCGUCUGCAGGAACAGCAGCUCAAUGCCACUGUCACAUUGGCAAUCAUCACAGUGACUCCCAAAUCCUUUGGGUCACCUGGAUCCCUGGGGAAGCUGCUUUGUGAGGUGACUCCAGUAUCUGGACAAGAACGCUUUGUGUGGAGCUCUCUGGACACCCCAUCCCAGAGGAGUUUCUCAGGACCUUGGCUGGAGGCACAGGAGGCCCAGCUCCUUUCCCAGCCUUGGCAAUGCCAGCUGUACCAGGGGGAGAGGCUUCUUGGAGCAGCAGUGUACUUCACAGAGCUGUCUAGCCCAGGUGCCCAACGCUCUGGGAGAGCCCCAGGUGCCCUCCCAGCAGGCCACCUCCUGCUGUUUCUCACCCUUGGUGUCCUUUCUCUGCUCCUUUUGGUGACUGGAGCCUUUGGCUUUCACCUUUGGAGAAGACAGUGGCGACCAAGAAGAUUUUCUGCCUUAGAGCAAGGGAUUCACCCUCCGCAGGCUCAGAGCAAGAUUGAGGAGCUGGAGCAAGAACCGGAGCUGGAGCCGGAACCGGAGCCCGAGCUGGGGCCCGAGCCCGAGCCCGAGCCGGAGCAGCUCUGACCUGGAGCUGAGGCAGCCAGCAGAUCUCAGCAGCCCAGUCCAAAUAAACUCCCUGUCAGCAGCAA
Pan troglodytes (chimpanzee) is the source of this 2031-nucleotide messenger RNA. RefSeq names its product lymphocyte activating 3 (gene LAG3). Bases 383 to 1966 code for a protein of 527 amino acids. Gene Ontology annotation, molecular function: MHC class II protein binding; transmembrane signaling receptor activity. The record is from RefSeq and is a predicted model, not a curated record. The transcript has 8 exons. NCBI's taxonomy places the organism in Eukaryota, Metazoa, Chordata, Mammalia, Primates, Hominidae.